AGUGCACAUCACUGUGUAUUUCUGGAUUACUCGGUUGAAGGUGAAGAGACUACUUCCAUGUGGUCGACUGAAGGCUGCCAUCUUAUGCGGAAGAGUGCAACAUGGAGCGAAGGGACAACCGCUGAAUGUGUAUGCGAUCAUCUUACCCCGUUUACCAUGCUUCUUGAUUUGUGUGGUAGUCUCCUCAGCGAGGACGAUGCGGAUGACGAGCCUAUGUAUUUAACCCUGGAACCGGCGAUUGUAACCCUGUGCAGUUUAAUUGUGUCAAUUAUAUGUUGCUUCUUCAUUGCUUGCCAUCUACUAUGGGCCGUAUGGAAUAACGUCAUUGGAUUCACUCCCAGAAAAUUCACUCGACUAAAUUUUGUAGUCGGCAUUUGUCUGGCCCAUAUGUCGUUUCUCUUGAGCCAUACCGCAAUGGAACGUGACGACGAAAUUGGCUGCUUAUUAGUGGCGAUUGUAUCGCACUGGCUUAUGCUGGUGGUGUUUGCCUGGAUGGGAAUUGAAGGGUACUGGAUGAUCUUGCCAGUGUUUAAAUUUUGGACGGCAAUAUACGAGAACACACGGGUGCCCGGUGAUACAUAUGGAGGCGUUCGGUGGAAGGUGUGGUGCAUUGCUUGGUUGCUUCCAUUUUCUUUUCCGUUCUUCGGGAUCCUCAGUCACAUCCCAUUCGAGGCUAUGAAGCAAGCGUUUGAUGGCCAUGCUUAUGCAGUGGAAGAACGAUGGUGUUGGCUUGAUCAUGAGCACACCGCUUUCGUGGCUUGGACCUUCCUUGGACCGGUUACCAUAAUUUGUGUCAGCAACAUUGUGCUGUACAUUUUGUACUUGCGUCAUACUUUACAAAAUGAGAAAGAACUGCAGCCCUCACGAAGAGAUGGACCUAAGCGGUUUAAGAUAAUCAGUCUGAUAUGUACCAGCGGAUUACUUGGUGGCACGUGGCUUUUGGGAUACUUCCUGCUUUUCGUAUGCGAUAUGAGCGACAACGUCAAAAUGGCUCUGGGAUGCGUGUACAUCGUACUGAGUGCUGCACAAGGAGUUUUCAUUGUGGUGGUGCACCUCAGGGAAAUGAACGUACGAAGCACGGCUGGACUUGCCAAGAAACGUUUACGUAUCUUCCGAAGAGGACAAAAUAAAACAAGGGACUCGAUCGCCGUACGAUAUUGGAGAGAGUUGACAACAACACCUGCCGUGUCCGGCGGACCUGGUCGAUGGGCAGGUGCAUUGGUUUUAACGGAUGACAAUACGAAUGUCUCGUCCAGCAUAAAUGACGAAACAUCCGAAGACACAACUUCCGAAGCUCUGACGAUUUCGCGUAUUGUUGAGGGAAUUUCUGACGCUUAACGAUACAUUGCCACAAGAAAACCGAAAAUCACUAAUUUACCCCAAAAUCGCCAAUUUUACGAUGCAGCGAUUUUUAUGCACUCUGCACAUGGAAGCAUGAUACAAUAUGUUACACUUUAUUCUUUUGAGAGUCGUUUUAGUCAAUAUCUGGAAUUUUUCGGCAAUGUUUUAUUUUUUCACUGCUUCGCUUACGUACAGUUCAGUUGCCUAAGCAAAGGUAAUCAAGAAAUCUACAGUAAUAAUUUGAUUGCAUCCGAAUUCAGCUACACCAGCUAAUAACCUGCAUAGUAGCUAAUAACUGUGUCAUUUUGGUGUAAA
This is a messenger RNA of Paramacrobiotus metropolitanus, 1656 nucleotides long. Its product is annotated as adhesion G protein-coupled receptor L1-like. The coding region runs from base 58 to 1338 and encodes 426 amino acids. The transcript is spliced from 6 exons. Gene Ontology annotation, molecular function: G protein-coupled receptor activity. Lineage: Eukaryota; Metazoa; Tardigrada; Eutardigrada; Parachela; Macrobiotidae. Gene Ontology annotation, cellular component: membrane. The record is from RefSeq and is a predicted model, not a curated record. Gene Ontology annotation, biological process: adenylate cyclase-activating G protein-coupled receptor signaling pathway; cell surface receptor signaling pathway.